Molecule: messenger RNA, 4444 nt
Organism: Choloepus didactylus (southern two-toed sloth)
Lineage: Eukaryota; Metazoa; Chordata; Mammalia; Pilosa; Megalonychidae
Gene: BTF3L4
Product: basic transcription factor 3 like 4
Exons: 6
Coding region: 108-584 (158 amino acids)
Source: RefSeq, a predicted model, not a curated record
GCCGCCGCGGCCGCCGUCGCCUUUCUCUGUCUCCGCUGAGGCAGCCAUCUUGCUCUUGCCGCGUGCUGGUGUUGGAGGACCCUUCCUGCUUCAGAUUUUUCAACAGCAUGAAUCAAGAAAAGUUAGCCAAACUUCAGGCUCAGGUCCGGAUAGGGGGCAAGGGUACAGCUCGCAGAAAGAAGAAGGUGGUACAUAGAACAGCUACAGCUGAUGACAAAAAGCUUCAGAGUUCUCUAAAAAAACUGGCUGUGAACAAUAUAGCUGGAAUUGAAGAGGUGAACAUGAUUAAAGAUGAUGGGACAGUUAUUCAUUUCAACAAUCCAAAGGUCCAAGCUUCCCUCUCUGCUAACACCUUUGCAAUUACCGGUCAUGCAGAAGCCAAACCAAUCACAGAAAUGCUCCCUGGAAUAUUAAGUCAGCUUGGUGCUGACAGCUUAACAAGUCUUAGGAAGUUAGCUGAACAGUUCCCCCGGCAAGUGUUGGAUAGCAAAACACCAAAACCAGAAGACAUUGAUGAAGAGGAUGAUGAUGUUCCAGAUCUCGUAGAAAAUUUUGAUGAGGCAUCAAAGAAUGAAGCUAACUAAAAUAUUUUCUGGUUUUUGGAAGCUGGCAUGGACUAGGUUUAACAAAUCAGCUAUGUGGUUCCAAAGUUUUACAGACACGGAGAACAUCACCUGUUACUAGUUCAGUAAUAUAAAUAUUUUGUAUAUUAAUAAUGCUGUUUGUUCAGCAUUUUCGGUCAUUUGAUUUUGCAUUUUGCACUUCCUCCCAGGAUUUAUUCUUUUGGUCAAAAUACUAAGUAUUGGUGCAGUUUGAGGGUGUUUUGGUUUUUGAUUCGUGGUAUUUGUUUUCUGUUGGGGUAUUUUUGGUGUGUGUAUGUGUAUGUAUGCGUGUGGGUUUGUGUGUGUAUACAGUGGAGAGCAAAUUGGAAACAGUUCUAUUUAUCCUCCUCCUUCCCCUAGUAGAAAUAAAACAAAUCUUCACAUUUGUUACUUUUAAUUUCUUUGUUUCCAAUAAUGCACAAAAUUCCUGAAAAGUGAUUCUUCGAUUUCAAAUCUGAAGAGAUUUUACCAUUGGAGGUUUGGUUUUAAUUUGCUGUGUUAACUAUUACUUUUUUUAUACAUUUCUCUGAGUUUAAAAUGUCUUGAGAUGGUGCCACCAGCUUCAUGCUGGAGUGAUGGGUAGCAUAUCUUUGGUACGGUUGCAUUAGAUUCACUUACCUCGUCAAACCCAGAAGAAUUUCUUUUACUAGAUUUCUUCCUAAAUGCUUUUUCCCUCUCCUUUUGGUCUCAAAAUGGCCUAGUCAGCCUUUGGUAAUACUCUUCCUCAUCUUCCAACUAGCGUGAGAAUAAUGUUCUCCAUAUAGAGUUGAGUGCCUAAUCCCUCUCUUUUGUAACAUUUUGUUCUCUCAUCCCUCAUGAGGAACAACAGCUCCAUCUUCAACUGUUUAUUUUCCCUUGAUUUUACAGUUGUGGUAGAUUUCAAACUGGAAUAGCUAGCAUGUGCUUGCUAAAUAAUUUUCUGUCAGCCUUAUCCUGUAUCUCUGUUCUUAAUAGCAGGUGCAAAAAUGCCUCUUUUAAAGCAAGGUUGAAAUUGGGAAUGCCCUUUCGAAUCAGAAAUAAAUAGGCCGUAGACUCAUCCCCCAGCACAAGAUUGGCAUUCUGUGAAAUGGUACUGGCCUCAGGAGGAUUUCUUCAACCACUCUCCUACUCUUGGCCUUGAACCUACCUCUGGGUUGGAUCUUACUAUUGUAGCUGCUUACAGCACCCUCCUGCAUGCUUAGAGUAAUGCUUUGAGGGGAACACUGGUAAAAUGCAGUAUUUAUUUUUUCAUCUCCUUUCAGAGGACUUAAAGGUAAGUUGCAUUCAUUUAUUCAAGUUUCCCUUGCUGUCUGAUGAUAAAAGCUUGCCUUUUGCCGUAUCAGCAUUUGUUUAGCCUUGUAUUUAAGGAUAAGACUAGAAAAUCUAUUGCUUCCUGGCCAUCCCCACAUUAACUGGCUUCACCUUGCCACAUAUCAGCUUUUGUUUCAAGCUAGAUAUCUUUAUUUGGUAUCUAAAGUGCAAGACCAAAACAUAUCAAGAGACCUGUAGAGAUGAAGGCAAAGCUGUUGUCUUUUUUCAUUCAACACCUCAAUUCAUUUUAUAAAUUUGUUCAUUUUUCCUGUUAUGUUUUAUAUAAUAUAUGGACUUAACUAUAAAAUAACAGUAAUAAAGUAACAGUACAAAAGGGGAUAAUAUUUUCUCUUAUGCUUCUCUUAUUGUUGUCUACAGAAUUUCCUUCUUUUGUAUUCCCCUUUACUUCUCACCCCCACAUCAGUUUUAGUGCAGAGAGUAUUUGAAAUAUUGUCUCAUCCAUUGUCAGAUAAGUAGCUCCACAUAGUUUAUAUAACCCAGAAUUCCGUUCCUCCUACUGUCCCCAAGGACACAUUGUGGGGCAGCUAGAGUUAGAGGAGGACACUUCAAGUGGUUGGGAACAGAAGAGGUAAAUAGUAUAGCAAAGGAAGAAAGGGAACUCACCUGGGAGUCAAGAGACUUAAGUUCUAGACCAGGCUCUGGCAUUAACUAUGUACAAUUGGGCAGGUCAUCUAACUACUCUGAGAUUCAUUAUCAGUCAAAUCAGAUGUUUCUAAAUCUAAAGUUUCUUCUACUUCUUCAGUUCUGUGAAUUUCGUUUCUGAAAAUUCUCAAGGUGAUUUUAUCAUUUGAGAGCUUUCUUUGUCAAUAUCCAUCAAACCUUUUGUUUGUGUAUAUGCUUCUUCCUCUUUUUCUCCUUUGAUCAUAUUUUGGCUGCUCACCUAGAGGAGCACUGGUCAGUAUUCCCUUCUAUACUGUUAAUAAAAAACUCUUUAAUGGCUGGCCUUGCUUGUGUGCAAUGAGCCAAUAUUCUUUUUUGUUUGUUUUAUAUUUUCAUACCUUCCCCUUUCUUGGACAGAGCAUGUGGAGCCCCUGUUCAACCCAAAGAAAUGUCCCUUCCUUCAGAGUGCAUAGGCAUAGAGUAAGAAUACGAGUAUGGAUGAAACUGUUGGUAAAUUGUAGUAUUCUUGGCAUAAAUAAGAAUUAUAUAGUUUUUUAAUAUAUAAAGAAGUAGUUACUAAAUUUGUGAUUUUUACCAAGGUUAGGUAAUUAUUGCCAAGAUAACAACUGUAGCAGCAUUUUCUGGGAAAAUUGACUUAAAAUUUUGGGGUAAUUAAGUAGUUUCUUUAGAAAAUUGAUUCAUGGUCUUAAUUUUUGUGGUUAGUCCUUUCAGUUUUUGUAAAGCUCCUCAUUUGUCUGUCUGGGGAAAGCUCAAAGUAAACAGUUGGGUCAUUAUAUUUGCUUUAUUCUUAUUUUUCCUAUUAAGUAAUGAUAUAAGAAUACAUCAGGCACCCUUAAUUUGUUGUUAAAUAACUAGUAUAUACAGGAUUCCAUUAAAUUCAUUUAAAACCCAAAUAAGCCUACCAGGUUCUUGUGAGAAAACCUGUAUCUGGGAUGUGUUUAAUUUGUUUCUUUGUUGUAAUUCAGUGUUUAACCUAAGUAUGCUAUACACACAUGAGGAGGAUAUAAUGAGAGCUAGUGUUGUAUAGUAGGGAAAGCAUAGGUUGUUAAAUAGAGAUGAGUUUUAUCAUGCUAUAACCUCUCCAACAGGGCUGCUACAGUGCAUAACUACAAUAACCACCAUUCAUAUUUGUUGUUUUCCAGAGGGUGCCAUUUUCAUGACUACAGUAUCCCUGGUAUAUAAUGCAAUGAUGGCCGUGCUCUCUGAGCCUCAGUUUCCUCCUCUGUAAAAUGGUGCCUAAGAGUCAAGCAAAGUUCUUUAGAACCCCCUAAAUGACCAAGGUAUAGAUGGAAGAUUAAGAUUAAAGUUUGUUUUCUUCCGAGCCACAGCAGAAAGUUGCUUCUGGAGGUCAGAAAGCAUGGUUCUGGGUACAGGAAAGCUCCAUUCUACAUUGCCAUCCUCCAGUUCAACCUGUGUUGCUCUGCCACAUAAAGAGUUUUCCUGAAUUAUCAUGGUAGCCUCCUCUUUGGUCUUGCCUGUGAAUCAAUCUGUUCUUUACACGGGAGCCAAACCAAUCUUUUAAAAUUCAAAUCUGAUUGUAUCAUGAUCUUAGAUUGUCCUCCUACGAUUAUCUAUUGAACACAAAAUUAUAUUUAACUCUCAAAUAGUAGCAGAUAAUAUAAUCCCACUUUUAAAGAGGAACAAAAUAUGGUUUAGGGAAGUUGGGAAAGAUCACACAGCUAAUUGGUGGGAGAAUCAGGAUUCUAAUCUACAUCUAUCAAAUUUCAGAGUCUAAACUCUUAACAUCACCCUACACUGCACAACAAAUGUUUAUUGAAAUGAAAAUUAUAAAUAUACAUGUACAUGGCCUCUGUAGACUGAUAUCCUUGUUAAAUUCAAAUGUAAUUAAUAUCACUCAGUAUUACCCCAAAAGUCAAACCUCUAUAAUGAAUGUUCAGAAAAUAAGUUUA